Messenger RNA from Calidris pugnax (ruff), 2517 nucleotides. RefSeq names its product cAMP responsive element binding protein 3 (gene CREB3). Gene Ontology annotation, biological process: regulation of transcription by RNA polymerase II. Gene Ontology annotation, molecular function: DNA-binding transcription factor activity, RNA polymerase II-specific; RNA polymerase II cis-regulatory region sequence-specific DNA binding. The record is from RefSeq and is a predicted model, not a curated record. NCBI's taxonomy places the organism in Eukaryota, Metazoa, Chordata, Aves, Charadriiformes, Scolopacidae. The transcript has 10 exons. Gene Ontology annotation, cellular component: nucleus. The coding region runs from base 22 to 1335 and encodes 437 amino acids.
CGGCGGCGACGUCGCGCUGAGAUGUCGUGCCCGGAGGAACUGGCUGCCCUGGCAGAUGAGGACUUGCUUGACUUCCUUCUGAAGGAUGAUGCUCCUUGCCCUGAAAUCCCAGGGGAGGAUAACGCUCUCCUGGAAGACUGGGGCCUGCCAGAGCCUGAGCUCCUGGACAAGGAGGUGGAUGACUUCAUCACCUCCUUGCUGAGCCCUUUUGAAGAAGAAACAGGUGCCCUGCAGGGUUGUUUGCCUGCUGACAGUGACAGCGGCAUUUCUGAGGAUCAGCAUCUGUCCCAUAGCCCCAGCAGCGACUCUGCCAGCAGCCCUCCGAACUCAGAUAUUGUCCAGGUUGAUCACAACUAUUUCCUCCAUCGGGACUGGCCUGUACUGGAAAGCGUGAAGUCUGACACUGCAGAAGGAGAUUUUUCCAUUGACCUUGAGACAUGGACGGGUUUGGAAGGCACCAGCAAGGCACUGGAAGAGAGCUCCAGUUUCCCAGUUGCUGUUGCUGUGGAUGCUGGACCCCAGCUUGUGCCUGGAGCCAUCGUGCAGUCUGACUUCCCGGAGCUGGUCCUGACGGAGGAGGAGAAGCAGCUCCUGGAGAAAGAAGGUGUUUCAUUACCAACCUGUGGGCCACUGACCAAAGCUGAAGAGCGGCUUCUCAAGAAAGUGCGUCGGAAGAUCCGGAACAAGCAGUCGGCCCAGGAUAGUCGUCGCAGGAAGAAGAUCUACAUGGAUGGCCUGGAAAACAGGGUGGCAGCCUGCACCGCUCAGAACCACGAGCUGCAGAAGAAGGUGCAGCUGCUGCAAAAGCAGAACAUGUCACUGCUCGAGCAGUUGCAGAAACUGCAGGCCUUGGUGAGAAGGUCCACCAUGAAAACUACCACAGCAAAAACUUGCACCAUGGUCGUGUUCCUGUCCUUCUGCCUCAUCCUCUCCCCCAGCUUCUGCUCGUUUGGGAGAAGAGAGCCACAGCCAGAGCUCAGAGUGCUGUCACGGCAGAUCCGCGAGAUCUCAAACCAGGUGGCACCUGACGUGCAGAAGGAGGGGUUCAGCCCAGAGCCUGAGGACCACUUGUUGUUGGGCAGCCUCAAUCAGUCAUGGGAAGAGGAGCAGAGUCCGCCCAACCGUGAUCCCAGAUCUUACUUCAACAGCAACUCAUCUUCUGACCCUCCAGUGGCCACAGGGUCCGAGCUGGGCCCUCCCCGGCCUCCGGAGCGGCGCGCCCAGAGCGACCCCCUGCAGGUAGAGGUGCCGGUGGGGUGGAAAGCCAAGAGGCAGGAGUGGGUGGAACGCACAGCCAGCGUUGUCAUCCAGCAGCACCGUGCUGAUGAGAUGUGACCACCGCCACCUCCUGCUCCUGGGGGUGACACCGGCCACCCUGCCAGGCAGGGGACAAGCGGAACUGCUUAUAACGGAUAAUCUAUCAAAGCACAUUUCUUCUGAAUACUCUCCCUAUCGCUGACAGCUCAGAGGGGUUACCAGGGAGGAAUCAUUUUAGGGUUGACCUGUUCUGACACUCUGCUCUGUGUCUCUAUAGCAGGGCUCUAUCUGAGACGGGGUGGGAAACUCUGGGAUCUUUGCUACGGCUGCUGGCACGGCUUGAAGCCCGGGGUGUGUCCCGUGGCUCGUGGGGAUGGCCUGUGGCACGGGAGGUGAAGGCAGUCAGGCCUGAGGGGUCUGUGCUUGGUCUGACUGGAUGCAGUUGGUGAUGGAGGCCACUGCCUUCCUACCUCCCUGCCCAGGUGGAGGUGAACAGGCUGGGUCCUGCACUUCUUUACCGUGUCUGGUAGCCGUCAGCACGUCUCCCUUGUCCCUUCCCCUUAAUCCUGCAGUCUUGCCUGAUUUCUAGGUGUGAGAUAGCAAGCUGACCUUCAGUGCCCUCACGGGGAGCGGUCCUGCCGUUGUGACAGACCCUCCCUUUUGCCUGUUCCUGCUAGCUUUUGAGCCACAGGCACAGCUCCUGGCCUGGCUAGAGAAGGUAGUUUGAAGUCCUUCCCGAGCCGCGUGUGCUGUUUCCCUUCCAUAGGGGCUGAGCCUUUCAUCUCCCACAGUCCUGAAAGUGGGGCGUCUGGGCCGCGGGGAGGGGGGGAAGGCAUGCCUCGAACCGGGCUGCUGAGGGGGUGUGGAGCAGAGAGCAGCAGAGCCUGCUUGCCCUUCUGAAGGCUCUGCUGGCCACGGGACAGUUUCACAGCUGCGUCCCCGUGUGCCCGAGCUCUGCCGCGCUGGCCGGUGAUGCAGUCAGCUGGCUCUGGUUGCUCCCCAGGGCUGAGCAGAAACGCUUUGAGCUGGUGAGCGGCAUCCUUCCUGGAGUGCAGCUUAGUCAUACCUGUUGAGCACCUCUCCUCAUCCUACUUCAGGACAUUUCAUAGAAUCAUAUAGAAUGCUUUGGGGUGGGGGGAACCCUUAAAGCUCAUCUACUCCAGCCCUUUGCAAUGAGCGGUGACAUCUUCAAACUAGAUCAGGAUAAUAAUUAGUGAUUUCCAUAUCAAUAAUGUGUAAAUGAAUACUGGUCAUGUGCCA